CUAAAGGUCUAGACUCUAGAGUACCAGGCCAUAAACUCCAAAAAAAAAACCUACUUCUGUCGAUAAUAAUUUUACAAAUUUUACAUGUACCUCUCAAACUCUCAAAAAAAUCCACUUGAGAUUUAUAUUUUAUCAUAAACUAUUUUUCGGUUUCAUUCAACAUACAUUCACAUUGUAAAUAGAGAAUAAUUGUAUUUUCAAUUUAAUGAAUACCUGUACCUACGAACGCUACGUUAAACUACAGUUGUGAUUGUAAACACUAAUUAUAAUAAUGAGAAUAUUUACUCUGGCUUCUGGUAUUUCAACUUUACUGAAAACACGAUGUACCCUAUGCAGUAUAUAUCGUCCAUAUGCUACACGUAAAAGAUUUUAUAAGGGGACAGCUGUGAUUCAGAAUGACAACAAAUGGGAAGUGACUUUGGAUCAUCGACGUCUAAAAACACCAAAUGGGAAUGUAUUAACCGUUGGGAAUGAACCUCUUGCUCGUGUUGUUGCUGUAGAAUGGGAUUCACAAAAUGAAACAAUUUCACAAGCCACCAUGCAUUUGACCGCAUUGUGUAAUACUGCUCUGGACAAUCCCGGGAAAUUGACAUCACAUGACAUUGUCAAUUACCUUUUGGAACAUUAUCCUACAGACACACUUUUAUUUUAUUCUGAGGAUGAAGAAGAAUUGAGGGAUCUUCAAGAAAGAAAAUGGACACCAAUAUUGGACUGGUUUCAAAAGACAUUUAAUGUCAAACAGGAACUAGCGAAUAGUAUACAGCCACCGCCGGUCUUCACAGAAACUAGAGCUGUGUUAGCUCGGCAUUUUCUAUCAUAUGAUUUCGCAGCACUGACAGCAAUAAAUUUCGGUGUCGAGGCAUUAAAGUCACCGAUCUUAAUGUUGGCGUGUAUGGAGCGCCGCGUUGUACCCGAGGAAGCUGUAUUGUUAGCAAGACUUGAAGAAGAAUAUCAGCUGGAGCGCUGGGGCCGCGUGCCGUGGGCGCACGGGCUGAGCCAGGCCGACCUGACGGCGCGCGUGUCCGCCGCCCUGCUCCUCGUACACUGCGCUACUGAGAAACAUGCCAUCAAAACUAAAUCUGCCCAAGAUUCACAAUGAGGUCAAUACAACGAUACGCGAUUCCCGUAUGUCAUCUAGUCGAAUUAUAUAAGUUACCGUUUAUGAAAUGGCUAAUAAAAUGGAUAAUAAAUGUUUAAAAUUGGACACAAA
Messenger RNA from Bombyx mori (domestic silkworm), 1210 nucleotides. Its product is annotated as ATP synthase mitochondrial F1 complex assembly factor 2. Gene Ontology annotation, biological process: mitochondrial proton-transporting ATP synthase complex assembly. NCBI's taxonomy places the organism in Eukaryota, Metazoa, Arthropoda, Insecta, Lepidoptera, Bombycidae. The record is from RefSeq and is a predicted model, not a curated record. The transcript has 7 exons. The coding region runs from base 272 to 1099 and encodes 275 amino acids. Gene Ontology annotation, cellular component: mitochondrion.